This is a messenger RNA of Miniopterus natalensis, 2146 nucleotides long. The record is from RefSeq and is a predicted model, not a curated record. NCBI's taxonomy places the organism in Eukaryota, Metazoa, Chordata, Mammalia, Chiroptera, Miniopteridae.
UGGGAAGUUGUAUUUUAGUGUUAACCUGUGAAAAAAGACGAAGGUAAGUGUGUAUUGCAUUGACUCCGUUUUUCUCCCUUUAAAACUGUUCAGACUGAUUUUCGAAAAUGCCAAGUAGGAAGUUUGCCGAUGGCGAAGUGGUGAGAGGCCGGUGGCCGGGGAGCUCACUUUAUUAUGAAGUAGAAAUUCUGAGCCGUGACAGCAAGUCCCAGCUUUACACGGUCAAGUACAAAGAUGGAACCGAACUUGAACUGAAGGAGAAUGAUAUCAAGCCUUUAGCUUCCUUUAAGCAAAGGAAAGGUGGCUCAACUUCCAGUUCUCCCUCCAGACGCCGAGGGAGCCGGUCAAGGUCACGGUCACGGUCCCCUGGCCGCUCCCGAUCCCCUGGCCGCCCAUCUAAAAGUUCCCGCAGAUCUGCCUCUGCUUCGCACCACGUUGACAUUAAGGAGAUGAGGAAGGAAGUGCUGGAAGUGAAAUUGACCCCACUGGUCUUGAAGCCAUUUGGAAAUAGCAUCAGCAAGUACAAUGGGGAGCCGGAGCACAGAGAGAGGAAUGACUUGCCUCACAAGAACACGCAGGAAAAAUUCUCUUUGUCACAAGAAAGUAGUUAUAUAUCUACACAGGACAGCCUUCGUCCAAGAAGAGAAGAGAGCAAAUUAAAAGAAAUAGAUUUUGAGAAAGAAACGGUUGUUACAAAAAGACCUACAUUGUCAAGAACCUUUGAAGUGACAGCCAUACAGACGAAGGACUUGGAGUUUGGAGGAGUACCUGGUGUGUUUCUUAUCAUGCUUGGCCUGCCUGCCUUCCUCUUCCUGCUGCUGUCGAUGUGUAGACAGACAGAGCCCAGCCUCCUGAACUUCCCGCCGCCUCUGCCGGCUUUGUCUGAUCUGUGGGAAGCCAGAGUGUUUGGGGUCUACCUCCUCUGGUUUUUUGUUCAGGCUCUGUUCUACUUACUGCCGAUCGGGAAGGUUGUAGAAGGAACACCUCUCACUGAUGGAAGAAGACUGAAGUAUAGAUUAAAUGGAUUCUAUGCUUUCAUCCUGACGUCUGCGGCCAUCGGCGCCGCUCUCUUCUGGGGCAUGGAGCUUUGGCGCCUGUACCACCACUUCCUUCAGUUGGCACUGGCAGCCCUCGCGUUUUCUGUGGGCUUGAGUGUGUACCUGUACGCGCGGGCUCUGCGGGCGCCCCAGGGCCAGCUGUCGCCGACCAGCUCCGGAAAUGUAAUCUAUGAUUUCUUCAUUGGCCGUGAAUUAAACCCUAGGAUUGGAAAUUUUGAUCUCAAAUACUUUUGUGAAUUGCGCCCCGGAUUGAUCGGAUGGGUGGUUAUUAACUUGGUGAUGCUUUUGGCUGAGAUGAAGUUACACAGUCGUGCUACUCCAUCCUUGGCAAUGAUUCUGGUUAACAGUUUCCAGCUCUUAUACGUGGUGGAUGCUCUCUGGAACGAGGAAGCAGUGCUGACGACCAUGGACAUUAUUCACGACGGGUUCGGCUUCAUGCUGGCCUUUGGAGACCUGGUGUGGGUCCCCUUCAUCUACAGCUUCCAAGCCUAUUAUUUGGUACAUCACCCCAAUGACGUGUCUUGGCCGCUGGCUUCUCUGAUCAUCGCUCUGAAACUUUGUGGAUAUGUAAUCUUCCGCUGUGCAAAUACUCAGAAAAACGCAUUCCGGAAAAAUCCCACUGACCCAAAGCUUGCACAUUUAAAAACCAUUCACACUUCCACGGGGAAAAACCUCCUUGUCUCUGGAUGGUGGGGCUUUGUUCGCCACCCCAACUACUUGGGCGACCUCAUCAUGGCCCUGGCGUGGUCCCUCCCGUGUGGUUUUAACCACGUGCUGCCGUAUUUCUACGUGAUUUACUUCACCGUGCUGCUCAUCCAUCGGGAGGCCCGGGACGAGCGCCAGUGUCGGAAGAAGUACGGCGUGGCUUGGGACAAGUACUGCCAGCGCGUGCCCUACCGCAUAUUUCCCUACGUUUACUGACCCUCCGUCAGCGCCUUCCUAAAUCCGCCCUCAAGGAAAAGUCCAAAACGAACCUUUCGUUGCACUGAGAGGAUCUGUGUUUUUUGUCAGGACUAUCGAGCCGAGGAGUCAGUCUUACUACAGUUGUGUGUUUUUACUAAAUCCUAAGACCUUUCAGUCCUUAAAAA